Mytilus trossulus (common blue mussel) is the source of this 1256-nucleotide messenger RNA. RefSeq lists its product as uncharacterized. Lineage: Eukaryota; Metazoa; Mollusca; Bivalvia; Mytilida; Mytilidae. The record is from RefSeq and is a predicted model, not a curated record. The transcript has 2 exons. The coding region runs from base 58 to 1140 and encodes 360 amino acids. Gene Ontology annotation, cellular component: membrane.
AAGGAGACAUAGCUUCAAAGUGUGAGUUGCUGGGAUAUACAAGGUAUUCAGAUUAGUAUGCCUCCAUUUAACGAAACAUCGUGGAAGCAAAAUGUUUUUGGCAGUGUUCCUGAUGUAAAUGCUGUUAAACAUCUUCUAGAAAGCAGUCAUUUCAACCCGAAAAGAGUUUUUUCGGAAAAUACCAAGACAUACUAUAUUUACUGCCAGCCUAUUCUUCUUUUACUUAUCAUAGGAUGGAUGGGACUUUCACUGAAACUUGUAUGGACACAUGAUUUAAAGAAGAAAUAUGGUAUAAUGAUAGCUUAUACAAGUCUAGACAUACUCGCUAGUGUGAUGCAAAAUGCCAUGUUCAUAGUCAAUUUUACGACAAAUGAUAACUAUGUUGAAUAUAACUGGUGUAUCGCAUAUGAAAUAGCAACCAACUAUUUUCCUGGUUGUUUGGGCAUGAUUUCACAGUGGCUUAAAAUUGGCUUAUCAUUAAUGGUUUUCAUCCUUCUUUACAAUCCUAUGAAAUUUAAAAUUAUUGUAAGUGCAAAAUCAUGUGCACUAUAUAUUUCAUUUUCUAUAAUAUGUCCAUGUGCUGUAAAAGUUGCAAGUUUUCUCAUGCAUUUCAAAAUUGAAAAAGAAACGAAAAUUGAAAAAGCUAAACAACAAAUCACUCAGACAUGUCGUUAUGUAACUAGAGUUACUGUGGGGACAAAACAAAUUGAUAGCAGUGAAAGUGUUUUACAUAUCAUCAAUGAUAUUGUUCAAGCAAUUUUACCAGGUAUUUUGAUGAUAAGUUUGGCUAUAGGAACCACAUUUAUCAUUAGAAAUCACACGAAAACCCGCAGACGUCUUCAGAGACAGCAAUCGAACAACGAAGAUUCCGAUUUUAGACUUGCAUGGGUGACAAUCGUGGCCACGGUUUUUCAUGUCAUUUAUGUCCUCCCAGUUAUAAUUAACAGGAUAGUUACGAGCUCCAGUAUUGCUUCAAUAGAUAUGUAUGAUACUACAACAACGGUUCUCCGAAUAUUGACUGUAAUCAGUGUCCCUAUUAAUUUCCUGAUAUUUAGUUGGCUGUCAAAAGACUUUAGAUGCAAAUGUAUAGCCAUAAUGAAGAAUAUAGGUAUCUUGUCUCGACCUGCGUCAUCUGAUUAGAAUAAUUGAUUUAUUACGUGUUGUUUGCUUAACUUUCUGUUUGUCUAUUUCAUUUUUAGCCAUGGCGUUGUCAGUUUGUUUUAGAUUUAUGAGUUUGACUGUCCCUUUGGUAUCUU